This is a messenger RNA of Tetranychus urticae (two-spotted spider mite), 3940 nucleotides long. Its product is annotated as WD repeat domain 59. The record is from RefSeq and is a predicted model, not a curated record. Gene Ontology annotation, molecular function: protein binding; signaling adaptor activity. Gene Ontology annotation, cellular component: Seh1-associated complex; vacuolar membrane. Lineage: Eukaryota; Metazoa; Arthropoda; Arachnida; Trombidiformes; Tetranychidae. Gene Ontology annotation, biological process: cellular response to amino acid starvation; positive regulation of TORC1 signaling.
GCUCUUUCUUUCUCUUCCUUUGUGUAUGUUAUUUUGUAGUGUUUACUUGUCUUUCUCUCACAGUUCUUACCAUUUUUAUUUUCAUUUUUUAGUUAAUCGCUGUGUCUAAAUUAAAAUGAUAACGUCAUACAGAAUGAGAUUAAUUAUUUAUCUGUUUGACUACCUAUUACUUUGUAUCUUUUAAUUUUAUAAUAUAUUUGGAACUUCAUCAAUAAUUCCUUUAAUGGGUCAAAAUUUUUAUUUAGCUUGUUGUCAUUAACUUUUCUUCCUCCAGUCAACAGCAAAAUUUUUUUGUAAAUCUACUUCUUUUAUUCUAUUGUUGAUUCAAUCUAUGUUGAAGUAAAAGGAUGUCCAGGGUUCGCCAUUACAACCAAAUUAAUAUCUGGAAUAUAGAUCACAGGAAACAUUUAAUUACUAUCUUGCUGUUAUUGUUGCUACUUUCACUUGCUGUUGUUAAUGUCAGUGGUUUAUGACAACCUCUCUCUUCUCUAUUUAUAUCUCCAUUCAUAUCUUGCUGCUUAUUUCAAAACUUACUCUCUUGACUACCAGUUCAAAUUGUGAUUGCAGAUCUAUCAAAAUGUCUACCCGUUGGAGUAAUGAGAAAGUCACCGCGGAACACAAAGACAUCGAAGCUGAUGUCAUGUCGAUCCAUUCCAAAGGUCGUUACGUUGCUUUGUCAAAUUCAAGAAACAUCUAUAUUAUCGACAUUGACAACCCGUCCAAGAUAGCUCGGUCGGUUGCACGAUCAUCUAAAUGGGACGUUACAGCUUCCGAAUGGAGUCCUCAUAAAACUAGUUAUCUUGGUCUAAGCUAUUAUCACUACAUUGCGGUUUAUUCAUUUGCCGAUGUCAAUUCGGAUAAAGGAAUAGUCUCUGAUACAAGGCGAUUUCAAAGAAAUCCUGAACCCGAAAUAUUGUUGAAGGGUCACCGUAGAGUUGUUACUGACUUUAACUGGGCUCCUUUUGAUCAAAACCUUUUGGCAUCAUGUUCCAUGGACACUUUCGUUUACGUUUGGGAUCUCAGAGAACACCGAAGACCUUGUUUAGGAUUUUCAUCUGUAGUUGGCCCAAGUCAAGUCAAAUGGUCCAAGUCUGAUGAAAACAUCUUAGCAACAGCAUUAGAGGGGGACAUUCGGAUUUGGGAUAAAAGGAAAAUCGCCAAUCCUGUACACUAUAUUUCAGCUCAUGAUCAACGUAUUCAUGGACUUGACUGGAAUCCGUAUAAUGCCACACAAUUUGCCACUUGUAGUCAGGAUUGUACAGUCAAAUUUUGGGAAUUAUCAACUGUUAUUCAAGAAGAGCCAGUUGUUUUGCCCACCAAACUUCCGGUUUGGCGAGCUAAAUUUACUCCAUUUAGAGAUGGAUUGAUCACAGUAGUGGUACCGCAACUUCGACGGACUGGUGACAUCAAUUCGUUAUGGCUAUGGAAUACAAACAAUUUAGAGCAACCUGUGCAUUCUUUUUUUGGUCCAACCGAUGUAGUCAUUGAUUUUGGGUGGCGUUGGAAACCAGAUAUCAGCGCUGCUGAGCUAGUCACAUGGUCUAAGGAUAGUACCCUUCGUAUAUGGACUGUAGAUAAACCCAUUUUAUCAUUAUUCAAUGAAGUUAGAGUCGUCGACCCACUUGAUUAUUCACCGGCUGGAGAAGUUGAAAAUAGGAGUAUAUUUAUUUGUAAUACAAUAAAUAUUGGUAUGACCUCUCCUCAAGCUCAGGGAAAAAGUGAUUCGAUCCGACUUUUGGAUAACAAAGUGCAAUACACACCAAAUAGUGAUAUUAGUGAACGUAAUACUCCCGAUCGUGGAAAAAUACCUUUACAUGAGAUAAAUAAUCAAGCCAAAUCAUCUGAAUCUAAGGAUAUUUUAAUUAAUUACAAAACCAAGUCAUUUUCGCCAUCUUCAACAAAAUCUCAGAACUACAAGGCAGCUUCUGUUGAACCCAUUUCCUCAGGAUUACUAACUCCACCUGAUCUUCAAGAUGAAUUUGCUCUUAUGAAUCUAGAAUCUUAUCAAUUUACUAGUUCAAAUUUAAGAAUUGAUGAUUUUAAUCCAAUUAAACGUUAUUGUAUAGUCAGUGUGGAAGCAUCAUACAAAUCUGGCCUUCGAGUUAAACUCAAAGUAACUUUUCCCAAUUCCUAUCCUAAUGGUAUUGCACCAACGUUCGAGAUUCUUGACGAUGGUGAAUUGGACAAAGUUAGACGCAGUGAGAUUCUUCGUAUCUUAAGUAACACAGCACAAAAACAAGUCAAGCAAAACCGUCCGUGCUUAGAACCCUGUCUAAGAGAUUUUGCUACUGCAUUAGACCGUAAAGUCAACCUGAACGUUAGCUCUCUUCCCAACAACGCGACAAGCACCUCUUCAUCUGACUACUCAACUCUUUAUGGUAGUUUCCAUGAUGCCCAAGUUCCUUUUCCAAAAAUUUGUGGAGCUCGUUUUUGUGGAGCUGAUCUUUUAAUUUGUUUUGGAAAGAUGUCUUAUUUCCAGCGGAUUAAUGAUUCAAAUGACCAUACACCUAGAGCCUUAUCUGAUUUAUCAGCUUAUUUGCAAACUAAUUACCGUCCUCUUGCGCCGAUGCCAGUUAAAUCUUUCACAGAUUUUGGUAAAUCUCAAGAUAAUUAUUCAAUAUCAUCAUUCCCUUACUAUUAUGGUGAUGAUUCAAAAUUGCGCCGUUUCCAGUCUCAAGGAUUAGAACGGUCUUACAUAUCAUUAGCAAGUAUGCGUUGUGGCCCAAUUACCAUUUAUAAUGCUUCGGAACUAAUGCCUUGUAACCGUAGAUUAGCUGAAAAGUAUAUUUUCAAUUACAAAAGUAGAGUGGAAAUGUGUCAAAAAAAUGCUGCAGUUGCAUAUGAAGAGAACCGGAAAGAUCUUCAUCAAACAUGGAAUCUUGCUAUGCUUUCCUGCGAUCCUAUUUUAAACUGGAACUCUUAUAAUCAUCUUAGCACUGAUGCACCAUGGGCCACUCACCCGUUUGGACGUAAAAUGAUUCAAUCUUUGAUUGACUUCUACCUUUUAACAAUGGGAGACAUUCAGACUGCAGCUAUGUUAUGCUGUUUAUUUUCUUCACGAUGUACAAAUUGUGGUAAACUAGGCUGUCCUCAGCGCUGUACUUCUGAAUAUGACGGUAGUUUAAUUAAUUAUGUGCUUCCAAAACUCUUGAGAAAGCUGUCAAAGCCUGGAGAAUCAGGAUGUAGUACAAUUUCCGAACAAUCAACCUCGACUACCCCAGUUGUUACGAAAAUAUCUGAUGAUUGGAGCAUAAUUUCUGCAAUAAAAAGUUUCAAACGAAAUCGAUCAAACUCUUGGAGUGAUUCAGUUGAAAAUGAAUUACAUUCUCCUCAUGCUAUUCUUGACUCGUAUCGUUACAAUUGUAACGAGAUGGCUUUAUUAAGAGACCAAAGAGAAGCUGAAAAGGCUGAAAUUUAUGGUAAAAUGUUGGAUCCUCGACUAAACCUUUAUUUUGAUUGCAUUAAACAAAUGUACGGCGAUUUACUUCUUCGUUGGGGUUUACUUGGUAAACGAACCCAACUAAUGAAAUAUGUACAAGACAACUUUAACUUUCAACAAGAUGAUACCUUACGAUCAAUUAACAUUAUCUCUAUAUGUCAAUAUUGUUCAAACCACUGUCCAACUUCAUCAUCAAGUCAAUGCAUGGAGUGUAAAAGAUUAAAUCUUAAUUGUUCACUUUGUAAUAUAUCCGUUCGAGGAAUAGUCAGCUUUUGUCAAGUCUGUGGCCAUGGAGGACACGCAAAGCACAUGUUCAACUGGUUCACUAAUAAUGAUAAUUGUCCUACAGGUUGUGGGUGUAAAUGUAUUUUAGAAGAAAAAAAUAUCUAAAGUUACUCUCACACACAAAUAAUUUAUCUCAACUUAUCAUUUAAUGUUACUUUUUUAUUUCUUUGUAAGAGAUCAUUUCAUUUUGAUAAAGAUAUAAUUUAAACUCUUGAA